ACAUGCUUAGCUGUGACUCUCCUCUUUCUCACAAGAAAGUAAAGCAAAAAGAAGCGAGCAGAGGGAUGGAUAUUUAUUGUGGGAAAAAACUCCACGUUUCCUCUAAUUUGUACAAGAAAGGCAGUUCUCCUGUUCUUUAAACAUUACGGGAACAGGUGGGUAGGAACCGCCUCCUCGCUCAGCUGGUUGCCACAUAGCAGGGUCUUAACUGACGGCGCAGGGCUGGGAGACCUCAGCCCUCCCUGGAGGGGAGCAGGGGCAUGGCUGUCUCUUCCUGAGACCCUCACAGCAGGAGCAAACCAAGAAAUCUGACCGAGGAAGUGGCCCCCGUGUGCCAACUCUGAAGCAGUUAACGCUAAAAUAACUGUGAAUGUGGGAACAAGUUGCUUUUAGACACAUACACGCUUUUUUUUCAGCCUUCAGUGUGUGAUUUCUAAAUUACAAUGUUAUGUAUUUUGUUUUGGGUUCUCUUAGCUGCUGAAACAAAGAUCACAGACCCCACAAGAGCCUCUACUUCCCUCUCAAACGGAUUCCAAAAAGCAGCCCCAGCGGGUCCAACAGAACAGAAACUGGAUUUCAGAUAAAGCAAAGAGAGAGGCGAUGGGGAUGGAAAACACAGACCCCGAGGCCAAAGGGGCCUCCGGGCCCUCGGGGUUGCUGACGAGCAGGAAGGCAGCGGUGCAGCCCGAGGAGAAAGGGGCCAGGAAGAGGACCGGUGCUGACGUGUCUCCGCAGCAAGGCGGCAUCAAGCAGAAGAAGCGGAAAGCUGGGGAGCCUACUGCCCCACUGCCUCCAGCCCCGCCCACCGAAGACGACAUCUGGUUUGACGAUGUUGAUCCAGCAGACAUCGAAGCGGCCAUUGGCCCGGAGGCAGCCAGCAUAGCGAGGAAGCAGCUGGGUCAGAGCGAGAGCAGUGUCACGCUGGUGAAGGAGCGGGCCUUCGGCGGGCUGACUAAAGCCUUAGCCAUGGACUGCGAGAUGGUGGGCGUGGGCCCCAAGGGGGAGGAGAGCAUCGUGGCCCGCGUGUCCCUGGUGAACCAGCACGGGAGGUGCGUGUACGACAAGCACGUGAAGCCAACCCAGCCAGUGACCGACUACAGGACCGCGGUCAGCGGGGUCCAGCCUGCGGACCUGGCGCAGGGAGAAGAGUUUGAAGUUGUUCAGAGGGAAGUCGCGGACCUGCUCAAGGGCCGGAUUCUGGUCGGACAUGCGCUGCACAACGACCUCAAGGCACUGUUUCUGGGCCACCCGAAGAGGAAGAUCCGGGACACUCAGAAGUACAAGCCUUUCAGGACCCAAGUGAAGAGCGGACGGCCAUCUCUGAAGCUGCUUGCAGAGAGAAUCCUGGGGAUUCAGGUGCAGCAGGCGGAGCACUGUUCCGUCCAGGACGCACAGGCGGCAAUGAGGCUGUAUGUCCUGGUGAAGAGGGACUGGGAGAGCCUCUCCGGGGACAGGCGGCCCCCCGCCCCCGAGGCCGGCAGCCAGGACACCUAG
Molecule: messenger RNA, 1494 nt
Organism: Odocoileus virginianus texanus
Lineage: Eukaryota; Metazoa; Chordata; Mammalia; Artiodactyla; Cervidae
Source: RefSeq, a predicted model, not a curated record